Messenger RNA from Rasamsonia emersonii CBS 393.64, 2355 nucleotides. Its product is annotated as Protein sip5. The record is from RefSeq and is a predicted model, not a curated record. Bases 1 to 2355 code for a protein of 784 amino acids. The transcript is spliced from 3 exons. Gene Ontology annotation, cellular component: cytoplasm. NCBI's taxonomy places the organism in Eukaryota, Fungi, Ascomycota, Eurotiomycetes, Eurotiales, Trichocomaceae.
AUGGGGAACUCCCAGACCAAGGAGGCUCGACAUGCCUCCUCGCCCUCCCGUCGUCACCAUCGAGGCUCGUCCCCCUCCGACUACGGUCGCUCGCCCUAUCAUGGGGGUGAGGGUUCCCGGUCUGGCCGCGCGAGCCGCCCGGAUCUGCCAUUCCUCGGCAUUGGCGGAACCUCCGACAGAGAUGUGGCUUCGCUCGAGCAGCGACGGGAAACGAAGCAGGAACGUGAGGCUCGUCGCCUGGAGAAGGAACGAAUCGCCCGAAUCAAGGAACGGGAACGGAGCAUGAAGGAGGAGCAUGUCGAUGGAGGCUAUCUGGUCACGCAGGGUGUCUAUACCGGCCCGGAGGACUUCAACAAGGCCAUCGUUCGGCAGUUCAUGAUUGAACGCCGACUCGCCCCGUUCUGGAGAGGUCUCAACGACUUCUCCGAUUCAUGGACCGAGCACCAGCUCGUCGCGGCCGCUCGAGGCCUGCCCAUCCCUCCAGCGGACCAGAUUCCUCCCGAGUUGGAGGACACGAUUCGCCCCAAGCCCGCCGAAGGCAGCACAGAGUCGCCGGACAAAGAUGCGCAGUACCUGACCGUCCCCAUCUCAUCGAGAUCGCCCUCGUUCACGUCGGAUACGUCCCAGAACGCCCAAGGAGCCCAGUCCCUACCGUCGACGUCCCCAAUUGCAUCCGGGACGUCGAGUUCGCCCAUCUUCCGCGGGCGCGCAAAGACGCUGGCGGCUCUCGCUACGUCCAAGGGCAACAACGCCGAUAUGUCACCGCGAGAGGUCAUGCUGCCCCAUGAUCCAUUCGUCAAUGGCCAGCCCAUCGAGGCUUAUCUCUACAAAGAUGCUACAGAGUGUCCCAUCUGUUUUCUCUACUAUCCGCCUUACCUCAACCGGACCCGCUGCUGUGAUCAGCCCAUCUGUUCGGAGUGCUUUGUCCAGAUCAAGCGGCCCGAGCCACACCCUCCUGAGCAUGGUGAGAGUAACGCCAAUGCGAGUUCCGAGGGUGGUGCUGGUGGUGAGCAGCAACGAGGGAACAACGACGGAGAGUGGCAGCUGGUGUCAGAGCCCGCCGCCUGUCCUUUCUGCGUCCAGCCCGAGUUUGGUGUCACGUACAACCCUCCUCCGUUCCGACGCGGAUUAGUCUACGCGACCCCCAAUGGCUCGCGUCCAGGACAGGCGACGCAGGUGACGUCUCCUGUGUCUUCUACCUCCUCUCUCGCCUCCUCCAACACAGCAGCAAACGGAUCCCAGCCGGCGACCACCGGACGCCGUCGCGCUACGUCGCUUUCGGCCAACGAUCCCAGUGUGAUCACUACCGAUAUGAUUCGCCCGGACUGGGCUCAGAAGCUGGCCAAUGCGAGAGCACAAGCGGCCCGCCGGGCGGCGGCGGCCACAGCCCUCCAUACCGCGGCAUAUCUCAUGAACUCUCCUGGAAAUGAAUCCCGGAAUUCUGGGGGCCGGAGAGGCGUCCUCCGAAGGACGGGAGGCGGUGGAUCCGGCAGUCAGAGUCCCAGUAACUACACCGGUUCGCCAGCGCUCCAUGCCCUUGCAUUUCUGUCGGAGCGACGGGGCGGAGCCGACCAGCAACACGGCGAAGAGGGAAACCUGGCCCCGCCCCGUGGAAGUUCAAGACGCAGCCGGAUCGACGAUCUGGAAGAGAUGAUGAUGAUGGAGGCAAUCCGGCAGAGUUUGGCAAGCGAGGAAGAACGACGGCGGAAAGCCGAAAAGGAAGUCCAAGAAGGAGGCCAAACGGAAGGAAAAGGAGGCCAAAAAGGCGGAGAAGGCGGCGCGCAAGAACACACCUUUAGUCGCGUGGAAAGCAGUUCGUCCUCCGUUCUCGGCGAAGAAUCCUCCGCGACUGGCAAGGGGAAGGGCGUGGAACGCGUAGCUCCUGGCGCCAGUGACAUUGAGUCCGGCCCCAGCAGCUCGAGUCCAUCCCAAUUCGCGGAUCCUUCUCCGUCGCACGUGCAGCCAUCGCCUACGGAACCAUCCCGACCGUCCCAUCUGCGGCAUAUGUCGAAUGUGUCGUCGGCUUCGUCAUCAUUUGUCGAUUCCACAUCGGGAGAACAGAUCGGAUCGGGGACUCUGCCGAAUGGAUCCAACCCAGCGUUGGAGCCGAUGUUCAAUUUCCGGAGUCUUGCCGCUGUGAUUGGCGACGAGGAGAAGGGGAAUGGCUCUGCGGAACAUGUGGAGGAGGCCGUUCCGCCGCAGGCCGAGAAUUCGGCGGCAGCGGAGGCCAAGCCGUCCAACUCAGAGAACGCGGUGGCUGUAGAGGGUCAACCUCCACAAGAGGAUGUGGCGAGUCUCGUUCCAAAGGAGCUCGAGGCCAACUCGGUCGAGAUUCCUCGGGAGGCGACGACGUAG